UUUAGGUGUGCUAGGGGAAAGACCGGCCUCGCUCUCUGGGGCCAAGGGAGCCCCUUCCUUCCGAGCCUUUCGGCUCCACCCCCUCCGCGGGAACUUUGUGCUUCCGGCAAGCUUGUCCGGAGCUGGGACCCUCUGGCACAGCUGAGUUGAUGACUGCUGGAGGGACCAUUGGUAGAGCCGAAGAAUAUGAAUAGUUUCUCAAGAAAAGUACAUUACUUUUGGCACAAGAAGCAGAAUAACUGUGAAUUAUUAUCACGUGGAAUUUUUCAGUAAAAAUCACUGAAAAAAUUCAUCAGGUGAACAUAUAUUUUUGCUUUUUAAUUUGGUUAAAAGCAAUUUAUUUUUAAAGAAAAUAUGUCUCCUCUGAAGAUAUAUGGUCCUAUCAGAAUUCGAAGUAUGCAGACUGGGAUUACAAAGUGGAAAGAAGGAUCCUUUGAAAUUGUGGAGAAAGACAAUAAAGUCAGUCUGGUCGUUCACUACAACACUGGAGGAAUUCCAAGAGUGUUUCAGCUAAGUCAUAACAUUAAAAAUGUGGUACUACGACCCAGUGGAUCAAAACAAAGUCGCCUAAUGUUGACUUUACAAGAUAACAGCUUCUUGUCUAUUGACAAAGUACCAAGUAAGGAUGCAGAGGAAAUGAGGUUGUUCCUAGAUGCAGUCCAUCAAAACAGACUUCAUGCAGCUAUAAAAGCUUCUCAAGGUUCUGGUAGUUUUGGAACUAUCCUGGGCAGCAGGACCUCUCAGAAGGAAACUAACAGACAGCUUUCUUACUCAGACAAUCAGGCCUCUUCAAAAAGAGGAAGUUUAGAAACUAAAGAUGAAAUUCCAUUUCGAAAAAUUCUUGGCAGUCCUGGUAGAGGACCAAUUAAGACUGUAACCGGAAGUGGAAUGGCUGUUACUCGGACUAUUCCUUCUAUGACACUGACAUCAACACCUCUUAGAUCAGGAUUAUUAGAAAACCGCACUGAAAAGAGGAAAAGAAUGUUAUCUGGUUCAGAACUGACUGAAGAUUAUCCUAAGGAAAAUGAUUCAUCAUCGAACAACAAAGCUAUGUCAGAACCUUCAAGAAAAUAUUUAACCAGCAGUAGAGAAAAGCAGCUGAGUUUGAAACAGGCAGAAGAAAAUAGAACAUCAGGGCUUUUACCUCUGCAGUCAUCCUCAUUCUAUGGGAGCAGAGCUGGAUCAAAGGACUACUCUUCUGGUGGCACUAACCUGGACAGGUGUAAUGUUUCAAGCCAGACUCCUUCUGCCAAAAGAAGCCUGGGGUUUCUUCCUCAGCCAACCCCUCUGUCUGUUAAAAAACUGAGGUGUAACCAGGAUUACGCGGGCUGGAACAAACCUAGAGUGCCCCUUUCCUCCCAUCAACAGCAGCUGCAGGGAUUCUCCAACUUGGGAAAUACAUGCUAUAUGAAUGCUAUCUUACAAUCUCUGUUUUCACUCCAGUCAUUUGCAAAUGAUUUGCUUAAACAAAGUAUCCCAUGGAAGAAAAUUCCACUCAAUGCACUUAUCAGACGCUUUGCAAACCUCCUUAUUAAAAAAGAUAUUUCUAAUUCAGAGACCAAAAAAGAACUACUUAAGAAGGUUAAAAAUGCUAUUUCAGCUACUGCAGAGAGAUUCUCUGGCUAUGUCCAAAAUGAUGCUCAUGAAUUUUUAAGUCAGUGCUUAGAUCAGCUAAAGGAGGAUAUGGAAAAACUGAAUAAAACUUGGAAGACAGAACCUGUCCUUGGAGAAGAAAAUUUACCAGAUACAUCAGCUACCAAAGUGUUCACCUGCCCUGUUAUUACAAACUUGGAGUUUGAAGUUCAGCACUCCAUUAUCUGUAAAGCAUGUGGAGAAACUAUUCCCAAAAGAGAACAGUUCAAUGAUCUCUCCAUUGACCUUCCUCGGAGGAAAAAACCACUCCCUCCUCGUUCAAUCCAAGAUUCUCUUGAUCUUUUCUUUAGGGCAGAAGAACUUGAAUACUCAUGUGAAAAGUGUGGUGGAAAGUGUGCUCUUGUCAGGCACAAAUUUAACAGGCUGCCCAGGGUCCUCAUUCUUCAUUUGAAACGAUACAGCUUCAAUGUGGCUCUCUCGCUUAACAACAAGAUAGGACAACAAGUCAUCAUUCCAAGAUACCUGACCCUGUCAUCUCACUGCACUGAAAAUACCAAACCACCUUUUACUCUUGGGUGGAGUGCACAUAUGGCAAUUUCUAGACCAUUGAGAGCCUGUCAAAUGGUGAAUUCCUGCAUCACCAGCCCUUCUGCACCUUCAAAGAAAUUCACCUUCAAAUCCAAGAGCUCUGUGACAUCAUGCCUUGAUUCUGACAGUGAGGAUGAACUUAAACGCUCUGUGGCCCUCAGUCAGAGACUUGGUGAUUUGCCAGGCAAUGAACAGUACCAGGAAGAUGUGGGAAAAGAUUCGAAAUUGUGCAGAUUAGAGCCUGGGAAGUCAGAACUUGAGAACUCAGGAUUUGACAGAAUGAGUGAAGAAGAGGUGCUGGCAGCUGUGUUAGAGAUAAGCAGGAGAGAAUCUUCGCCAGUACUCAGCCCUGAAGAUGAUGAUAAGCCAACCAGCAGUCCAGACACCGGGUUUGCAGAAGAUGAUAUUCCAGAAAUGCCUGAAAAUCCAGAUGCUAUGGAAAUUGAGAAGCCCAAAGCAAUCACUGAGCCAGGUCCCGCUAGUUUUACUGAGAUAACAAAAGACUGUGAUGAGAAUAAAGAAAACAAAACUCCAGAAGGCUCUCAGGGAGAGGUUGAUUGGCUCCAGCAGUAUGACAUAGAACGGGAAAGAGAAGAGCAAGAGCUGCAGCAAGCACUGGCUCAGAGCCUUCAAGAGCAAGAGGCUUGGGAACAGAAAGAAGAUGAUGACCUCAAAAGGGCUACAGAACUAAGUCUUCAAGAGUUUAACAGCUCUUUUCUGGAUUCCCUGGGCUCAGACGAGGACUCUGGAAAUGAGGAUGUUCUUGAUAUGGAGUACACAGACGCUGAAGCCGAGGAGCUGAAAAGAAAUGCUGAGACAGGAACUCUUCCUCACUCCUAUCGGCUCAUCAGUGUUGUCAGUCACAUUGGGAGCACUUCUUCCUCAGGUCAUUACAUUAGUGAUGUGUAUGACAUUAAGAAACAGGCAUGGUUCACUUACAAUGACCUAGAGGUCUCUAAAAUCCAUGAGGCUGCCGUGCAGAGUGAUCGAGAUCGCAGCGGCUAUAUCUUCUUCUAUAUGCACAAGGAGAUCUUUGAUGAGUUGCUGGAGACAGAAAAAACCUCUCAGGCGCUUAGCAUGGAGGUGGGGAGAGCUGCCCGUCAGGCCUCAUGAGGAGAACCUUGUGGGCGGCAGCACAAGCUGCACAUCUCUCACUGCCACCCUCCUUGACAUCUUCUGCCCGAAGAGAAUUGGGAACUCUACUUGAUGCAGGAGCAACAGCAGCUCAGGGCCAAACCAAAAGAAACUUCAGUCAUGUGCAACGCUCCAUGCUGUUUUAUGGAAACCUUGGUCUCAUCUAUAGCUGAUUAUCCUCUUUUUCUUCUACAAGAGUGCCGCUUCCUUUUGUCUUAGGAAUGAAUACUUACUGUAACUAUAUAUGUACAUACCCACACACAUAUACUGAAUGAAUGGAGCCUUAAAGAGCUAGGAUGGGCCACCAGAAGUAGUACCCUGCUCACAGUGAAUGCUGCAGCUGUUGGCCGAGAAAUCAAAGUGUCCAAGCACAUUCAUCUAAGGUGGUGUGGGGAUGCACAUAGCGUUUGGGUUUUUUGGUUUUGUUGUUGUUUUGUUUGUUUGUUUGUUUUUCCAUCUUUUGAGUGGGUUCACUCAAGUCCAACAUUUUAUGUUUGUUGUAAGUAAAGCUCGCUGGGAAGCUAGUUACACUAAAAACAGUUUAUUUUCCUUGCAAGAGGCAUUUCUGUAGCCUGAUUUGAGUUUAAUUUUUCUUUUGAUUUUAUGACUGUCCUGCUGUUUACAUGCAGUUUCCAAACAGUGGAUUGUUGGUGCUUCCGAGUGUUACAGCCCCACACUUGCUGGUUAUCAUGCCCUUGGCAUUUUCUCUCAGAUGCCUCCACACGGUGUGUUCAUCGUACUCUUCCGUGGUGUGCUGAUGGUAAAGCUUGAGGCUUAUAUUUUCUUCUGUAUCAUCUUCCCAUGGAACAGGCAUGACCCCAAUGGAUUACAACCUCAAUUAUAAAAGGUUCAAAGACAACUUCAACUGGGACUCUGACAGGGAUGCUUAGGGCAGGGAAGAACACUGGUCUCUGUCCUGCAGGCAGAGAAAGCAAGGGGUAUGCCACUUUUUACACUGCAAAUUCUGGGCCACUAAAGCUAAAAGCUAAACACUGUGUUGCAAGGGUGAAAACAAGUAGUGGGAGGGUAUUCCAGGAGCUAUCAAUCAAAGGUGCCUAGUACAUAUCUUACUUAUUAGUGAGUGAGACCAAGUGUCAGUGCAGUGGCAGGUACUGCAUGAGUCACUGCCCACAUGACCUGCCUGGGAAAGCAGCUAAUGAAACCAUGGAAUAAGCCUUGGGGGACUUGUCAGCUCAAGUGUCAUUAGGAUUGCACAGACCUUAGCAAAAUGAAGUCUGCAUUCAUUUUGUUCCCUACUUUUUCUUUUGUUAUUAAUGGGAGGGUUGCUGUGAGUUCUGAGUUAGGUAUGAAACUAUAUUAGAUUUUCAGAAGAUGUUAAAACCCAUCACUGAAGAUGCAGCAUCUUUUCUGGAAGAGUGUAUUCAGAGAGCUCCAGCCUGACUCUUGGAACCUGGGUGUAUUCUCACUAAUCUCCUCUUCUAAAGCUCUGAAUCACUGACUGUGCUUCGGUGCUUUGACUACUGAUAAACUCUGACUCCUCCCAUCUACCAGCACACAUUAUUAUAGUGAGUGUUCCAAAGUGGCACGAGUAGGGUACACAGCAGUUUACAACAGAGAAAAACAUUUGUUUUUAAAGCUAACUUUAAAUUGUGUUGUUUUACCUCGAGCAGGAGCCUCCUUUUGUCUUGUUUUUCUUGAAAGUGACUUGUUGUCUUGAGCGGGGUGAUGAUGGUGUGCUUUUAGUGAGUUCUCUCAUCUCUGCACUGAAGAACUUCGAGCAGUUGAAAUGAUGAGGAAGUUUAAAAAAAAAAAAAAAAAGGCUCUGCAUCGUGGCAUGGAGGACAGCAGACAUGAUGCCCUCAGUCUGGACUGCCUCCCGGGCAUCUGGGCCACUCUCAGACCUGCUUAUGUCCCUGUUGAGUUAGAAGGCCGCUUGGCACAGAGCCUGAUUCCUUUUGACUCUCAUGUCUUGGGCAGGACUUGUUAGUUAUAAAUAGGUUACUCCUUGCAAAUUUAGGACUUGAAUUUUAUGUCCAGUCCAUGUGAUGACCUGUCAGCCUCCCUGCCCCCUUCUUUCCUUUAGCUUGACUGCUUGACUCCAAAUGGCAAUCUCACCUAGACUGUAUUGAUAGGGUGCUGGUUGUUCUAAGGUGUCUGUGUCUAUUUUAAAAUUAUGAGUAAAUAAUAUAUUUUCUUUUUUUAAUACUGUGAUCAAAGAAUUGGGGGAUAGAACAGUUAACAUGUUGGGCUAAGAAGGGACAAAUUAUUAGAUGGGAACAGAGGGUAUUGGUUCCCUUCAGUCAGCAUAAUAACUUUCCUAUGUAAAAUGCCAAAUGUAUGGUUAUGUUACUUUAAAUGACUGAACUGGAAUUUUAUAGCAACUAGUACUCUAUGCAGUCUUCUCAUCUUAGCCAAAACUGGAAGAGAGAAUAAACUAAAAAGUUGAUUUUCUACCCCCACCCCCAUGUUAUGCAGAGUAAAAAAGCUGCAUGUGAGUGUUGUUUAUUUUAGUAGCCAGGACUAUUGUUUAGAUCUGUAGGGAGGCUGGUACUCUUGUUUCAUAGGGAUAGAUGUGUAGACACACACUCAAGCUUUGUCCCAGCAGGAAGAAUAAGUAAAUCCAUGAAUUGUUUAUUUUCUGAUUCCAAAUUGGUUUCUUACUUUCUAUGGUCAGGUUUAAUCUAAACAGCUCAGCAGUAGCAGACAUAGCAAAUGUAGAUGUUUGUACAUUUUAAGGUGUAGUGCUUACAAAUCGGUUAACUCUGGAUGCAAAUAUUGAACUUCACUUUUUUUUAUCUUCUAGAUGAAGUAUAAAACUUAGGGGAAGCUCUAAUAGUUCAAACCUCAGCAUAGUGACUGAGUUUUUCCCUCCGCACCGCAGUUGGCUGUGGUGUGGUGUGGGCCCAUAUGCAGAUCUCUUAACUAGGUCGAAGUUCAUGUGGGCCUUGUAUAUAUACAGACAUUUUCAGAAACGUCAGCACAGCACAUGAAAGUUGCAGAAAAGUGUCAACUCUCUGCCUGCUUUAUAGUAACAUCUCCCUGCAAAUACAGGUUUCUGUCCUCUUAACACCCUUGUAGUGCAUUACUUAAAACUCUGUCUAUAUUGUCUUACCAUCUGGAGAACUAUUUUAUUGAAAAACUCUAUAGUUUGUUGGCUGUGGGAUUUUUAUAACAGGGGUACUCUGUCGCCACAGUAGACUCCUUGGUGGCUUACUUUAGUUACUAGAUCUGAGCAGUCUCUCAUUUGUACACAAUUAGGAAACUAUACUUUCCAUGAGUGACCUGUGUCUAAGGUCUGGAGGUUUUAAUUAUAGGUGUUCCCAUAUGAAUAAACAUUUUAGUCAGUAGACUUAAAAGUUACAGAUAGGAGAUAGUCCUCAGGCCUGAGAGGAAGCUGGAUGACAGCCAGUCAAGACAGGCCAGAUCAAGAACAAAGGGCAGUUGUCUGAACUAGUCAGUCAGAAUAAGAGAGGGCAAGAGGGAGACCAUUGUAGCGUGUGCACCUGUCCCCUUGCUUCCUUCCUCUUCACACUUCCUCCUUGCCCUCCCUAGCCUCUUGGUGGAGGUUCUUCAUGCCUGGGGGAGGGAACAAGUGAGGUUCCUGCACUUUGCUGACUGAGCCACUCCCAGGUUUGCUGGCAGCUUUGGCCACAUUAUUUGUGAGGUGGCUUUUUUCCUUUGUGUUCAGAGUGACUUGGGUUCUGAUUAUUGAUGUUUGUGUGGAACGGCGCUUUAUCUGUGUUUUAGCAGAACUGUUCCUCUUAGCCUUUAAGGGUUUUCCCUGGUUUUGUUUUCUUUUUAAAUUAUACAGAUUU
Molecule: messenger RNA, 7091 nt
Organism: Mus pahari (shrew mouse)
Lineage: Eukaryota; Metazoa; Chordata; Mammalia; Rodentia; Muridae
Gene: Usp37
Product: ubiquitin specific peptidase 37
Exons: 25
Coding region: 355-3294 (979 amino acids)
Biological process (GO): protein deubiquitination
Molecular function (GO): cysteine-type deubiquitinase activity
Source: RefSeq, a predicted model, not a curated record